Molecule: messenger RNA, 1878 nt
Organism: Sphaeramia orbicularis (orbiculate cardinalfish)
Lineage: Eukaryota; Metazoa; Chordata; Actinopteri; Kurtiformes; Apogonidae
Gene: ap1m3
Product: adaptor related protein complex 1 subunit mu 3
Exons: 12
Coding region: 166-1437 (423 amino acids)
Biological process (GO): vesicle-mediated transport; intracellular protein transport
Cellular component (GO): clathrin adaptor complex
Source: RefSeq, a predicted model, not a curated record
GGAAAAAGCAGCGAACUGCGGCGAAACACAACGACUGACGAGAGUGGAGGAGAGGAAGGAGGAUGAUGGGAGAGAAAAUAAUUCCGUUUAAGUGACCCAUAUCUUACAGCAGACCCAGAUAUUAUCCACGAUAGUAGUUGUACUCGAGGAUUUUUCUCCACCAACAUGUCGGCUUCUGCGAUAUUUAUCCUGGACCUGAAGGGAAAGGUGCUCAUCUGCCGCAACUACAUGGGGAAUAUGGACAUGAACGAAAUUGACCACUUCAUGCCCAUCCUGAUGAAGAGAGAGGAGGAUGCGGAGAUGACGCCACUGGUUACCCACGGCUCCUCGCAUUUCCUGUGGAUCAAACACAGCAACCUCUACUUGGUGGCGAUGACCAAGAAGAAUGCCAACGCUGCUUUAAUAUACUCCUUCCUUUAUAAAAUAGUCCAGGUGUUUAAGGAGUAUUUUAAGGAGCUUGAAGAGGAGAGUAUUCGUGACAACUUUGUGACGGUGUAUGAGCUAAUGGAUGAAGUUAUGGACUUUGGGUUCCCUCAGACAACAGACAGCAAGAUCCUACAAGAGUACAUCACUCAGCAGGGCCAUAAGUUGGAGGUCGGAGCUCCUCGACCUCCUGCCACAGUCACCAACGCUGUGUCUUGGCGGUCAGAAGGCAUCAAAUACAGGAAAAAUGAAGUUUUCAUGGAUGUCAUUGAGUCAGUUAAUCUACUGGUGAGCGCCAAUGGCAGUGUCCUUCGUAGUGAGAUAGUGGGAAGCAUCAAGCUCAAAGUGGUUCUGUCUGGGAUGCCUGAACUCCGACUAGGCCUCAAUGAUAAAGUGCUGUUUGAGAUCACAGGCAGAGAGAAGAGUAAGACAGUGGAACUAGAGGAUGUGAAGUUUCAUCAGUGUGUCCGUCUGUCACGCUUCGAGAACGACCGCACCAUUUCAUUCAUCCCCCCUGAUGGCGAGAGCGAGCUCAUGUCCUACCGGCUCAACACCACUGUGAAGCCUCUCAUAUGGAUUGAGAGUGUGAUUGAGAAAUUCUCCCACAGUCGUGUGGAGAUCAAGGUGAAGGCUCGGAGUCAGUUCAAGAGUCGAUCCACUGCCAACAAUGUGUCCAUUCUGGUGCCAGUGCCCAGCGAUGCUGACUCACCCAAGUUCAAGACCAGCACAGGCAGUGCCAAAUGGGUGCCAGAGAAGAACGUGGUGCAGUGGAACAUCAAGUCUUUCCCUGGUGGUAAGGAGUACAUGAUGCGUGCACACUUUGGGCUGCCCAGCGUGGAGAGUGAUGAGCUGGAGGCAAAGAGACCAGUCACUGUUAACUUUGAGAUCCCGUAUUUCACUGUGUCUGGGAUUCAGGUGCGCUACUUAAAGAUCAUAGAGAAGAGUGGUUACCAGGCAUUACCAUGGGUGCGCUACAUCACACAAAGUGGAGAUUACCAGCUCCGGACAAACUAAAGGGCACAGAUGCUGCUAGACGAAUGGAUAUUUCUCUUUCUGUCUGUCUUCCUCUCUCUCUCUCCUCUCUCCUCCCCCUCCCUCCUCUCUCUGUUUCUCCGACUCCCUGCCUGCAAGGGACAGCAGAGGACAAACGCAGGGAAAUGCAUAAAACUGACCCCGCCCCGAACAAAACGGAGACAUCAUCAUCAUGAUCGUCGUCCCCCUUCCUUUAAGACGCGCUCACCUCAGACGGGAAAGGCUGUUGCAUCACCUCUGACCUGUGAUUUUCUUUUUAAGGGUCCCUCAGGAGGACUCGAAAUAAGGGUUUUUAAUACACGAAUAAUCAUGAACUUGUUUUGCUUCUGCUAAACCUCACAUUUGCUCAGAUUUAAUGGCAUAUCCUGGAAGGUUAAUUAGGACAAAAUCAUAACAAAUCUCAGAAAAUGAAACAGCAAUAUU